Messenger RNA from Chaetomium fimeti, 894 nucleotides. RefSeq lists its product as uncharacterized. Bases 1 to 894 code for a protein of 297 amino acids. The record is from RefSeq and is a predicted model, not a curated record. The transcript is spliced from 4 exons. Lineage: Eukaryota; Fungi; Ascomycota; Sordariomycetes; Sordariales; Chaetomiaceae.
AUGGAUAUUGCUGACGACUAUAUGAACAAGCGCCUUGUUCGUGGCUUCGAAGAGGGGCUCGCGGAGAUCACGAAUGAGUCUGCCAACCCCACGGCGAGUGAGCUCACCAGGGCGAAAGAGCUGUACGACAGACAGUGUGCCAUGGCUCUUGAUACCUUGGAUCCAAACUCCGAUCCCAUGGUCCCUCGCGAGCUAGACUACCACCUCAUCCACCGCACGUCCCUGCACGACACCUUCCUACUACACCUCUCGCAGCGCGUCGCAGAACUCACCACCAUUGUGCACAGCGACGAGCACGCGGCGGGCAGGCUGCGCAACACGAACCGGCGGCUGGGGGAGGCGGAGCGCGGGCUCGGGGAGCUGCGCGCGCGCGUGCGCGUCCUCGAGGCCCGCGUCUCCGGCCUCGCGCGCUGGCAGGAGCAGAUGCAGGUGGCGGGGGAUGUUGCCUCUGGUGAUGGUUAUGGUGCGGGUGGUGGGAAUGGUGGUGGGGAUAACAAUGGCUGGGGUGGGAGUGGUGGUGAGGGGAGGAAGAGGGCUAAGAAGCGGAAGGGGAGGGGUGGGGAGGCGAUGGCUGUGUCUGGUGGUGGUGGUGGUUCUUCUGCUGCUGCUGCUUCGGGUGCGGCGGGGGAGUUGGGCGAGGUGGAGGCUCUGUUGGCUGAGGUCAUGAAGAGGGUUGGUGAGUUCAAGAUUACCAGUGGUCUUGAUGAUAUCGUGGAGGACCAAAAGACUGUUGUCAACGAGGAUACGGAGAUGACAACUGGCAAUGAGGACAAGGGGGAAGAGGUGGUCAAAACUGAGCCAACAGCCGGAUCGGUUACUGGGUUAACGGCUUGGGGAUGGCCGAGGGACGAUGGGGUGCCGUGCCCUGUGGACACCUCAUCUCCAUGGAAAUGA